This is a messenger RNA of Drosophila nasuta, 1256 nucleotides long. RefSeq lists its product as uncharacterized. The transcript has a single exon. Lineage: Eukaryota; Metazoa; Arthropoda; Insecta; Diptera; Drosophilidae. Bases 124 to 1167 code for a protein of 347 amino acids. The record is from RefSeq and is a predicted model, not a curated record.
CACAACUACACUUUGCGCACUUACAAUACUAAAAAAAAAAAAAGAAAAGAAAAAAUAUAACAGACAACUACUCAAUAAAAAUAAGGAAUACUCCAACAUAAAAAACAAGCAUAGUUUUUAGAUAUGCUACUAAACAGCCAAAAUUUAUUGUUUAAAAUGAAUAAGCCGGCCAAGAAGUCGCACAAACUAAGCAUUUCAGCACCAAGUACCAUGAAUCUGAUGGAUCGCGAUUAUGGGCUAAUGAAGGUAUCUCACGACAAAAGCAGUACUCCAUAUCCACGAUCAUCCAAGGGCGUCGACCCUGAAGUGCUGCGCAGUCGCCUCCAUUCGGAACAUAAAGAUUCAUUUGAUUUGUCAGUGGGCGCGGUAUCCGAAGUCGAACUAAUACAGGAUGAAAUCGUUGGAUCCCCCUCACAGCGUAUUUCCUACCCCAAGGCGCCAAUGCAUAUAAAUCAAAACAUUUCGAAGAAUCUGACGCACCAUAAAGCUGUUUUUGGAUCAGAUUUGUCUACCGCACGCUCAGUCAGUAUAUCGAAAUUUGCCAAAAAAGCUGGACAUUCGAACAGGGGUUCGACCACUCAAUACCUAUCCGUUGGUACCCCACAUCCCAAGCAGCGUAUUGUCCUGAAUCCCAGCAAUUUGUUGCGGCGCUUGACGGAAAUCCGUUCACACGAAAUCGUUGUUCCAAAGCGAGAGAAAAAGGUCAGCUUUAACAUAAGCAGCUGUUCUCUAACUGUGAAAACAUCUGAAUCUUCUAGUCGAUCACGAAAAGAUGGAGUUUCGUUUGCAGAGCGUCGACGUUUAUUCCAUUUGGCAGAGUUUACGAUUGCCAAGAAUGGCAAGAAACUAUGCGAUUGGCCACUGUCCGAAGAAUGGCAGCUAUUCGAAGAACGCGAUUCGCUUAAUUUCAACGCCGAGAAAGCAAGAGAUGAAAUGGAACAAUAUCUGCGAAAACGAGGCAUAACAAAGAGUAUCUACAAUAUUGUCACGGGUCCCAUGACUGCAUUCCAUCGCGGAUCAACUGUUGACAGCAUCAGGGGCUCAAUUGUCGGAAGGACCCCAACCGAAAUGACCUCAGAUCCAAACAUCAUUUCCAAAAAGUCAUCUGUUCGAAUCGAGGAAAAAUCAAUUCACUUGGAAAAUAGCGAGAGUUCCAUUCGUUCUUAAAGAUGUAGCGAAGCUAUCGAAUUAAACUAUCGCUAUUUACCGAAUGUAGAUACAAAUUACCAAUAAAUACUUAUUUUCUUGUAUAUUGA